This is a messenger RNA of Bombina bombina (fire-bellied toad), 7654 nucleotides long. Its product is annotated as NFX1-type zinc finger-containing protein 1. Lineage: Eukaryota; Metazoa; Chordata; Amphibia; Anura; Bombinatoridae. The transcript is spliced from 18 exons. Gene Ontology annotation, molecular function: helicase activity. The record is from RefSeq and is a predicted model, not a curated record. Bases 149 to 6142 code for a protein of 1997 amino acids. Gene Ontology annotation, biological process: regulatory ncRNA-mediated heterochromatin formation. Gene Ontology annotation, cellular component: nuclear RNA-directed RNA polymerase complex.
GCAAGAAUGGCACUGGGGAACAUGAUGAUUUGCAGAUUGUGAGCUGUAAUACUGAGAAAAAGCUACGGAAGUACAGGAAAAAAGAAAACACAAACUUGACAAGUAGACCGAUCACAGGCUAUUUGUGUCUGUAGAAAAGAACAGAACCAUGCAUCAUUCUCGUGGAAGUCACACUCAGCAGAGGAAUAGAGGGAACAGUGAAGAUGAUCCAUUAAAUGGUGAUUUUUUAGGCCUAUCUGGCUUUAGACUACCUAGAGACCCCAAUUCUUCAGGACAAAUGCAUCGACCAGUGAGACCACACUCUGAGCACAGCCCGAGGACAGGAAUUAGCAGAGGCAGAAACCAGUCUAGUUUGACUUUAGAUCAACAUUUGGUUAGAAAAGAAAAAGAUAAAAGUGAUCUCAUGGAUUCGAAGAGAUCAGAUGAUGUUCGAGGAAGAAGAAUUAAUAAUACACACUCCCAGGCACGCAGUCAACAUCCACCAAAUCAGUCUAGCAGUUCUAGGGGUAUGCUGUCCCAACGCCAUAAAAGUCCCAGGAGAUAUGGGAGUCAGAAUAUGAUUGGAGUUUUACAAAAUGAAACAAAAGAAAAAGAUAAAAGUGAUCUCAUGGAUUUGAGGCGAUCAGAUGAUGUUCGAGGAAGGAGAAUUAAUGACACACAUUCCCAGGCACGCAGUCAACAUCCACGGGAUCAGCCUAGCAGUUCUAGGGGAAUGCUGUCCCAACGCCAUAAAAGUCCGAGGAGAUAUGGGAGUCAGAAUCUGACUGGUGUUUUCCAAAAUGAACCAAAAGGGAAUGAUCAUUUAAGUGUUUUCCAAAGAAGAGGCGAUACUUCUGGAAUGAGAGCACAUAGUGUGCAGAGUCUUCUUGAUUUUUGCAUGGAUUCUAGCAAAGCAGAAGCAGGAAACAGAACUGGUUUUAAACAGAGCACUGCGUUACAUAAAGCAAAGACAUCUCAUCGUGAGAAGAAAAUUGAUUAUGUUACUAUCAAUAACUUCUCUGAAUUAGAACCAUCAGAAAUUGUUUUGAAACUAGCUGCACCAGGAAGUGGACUGAAGGAAUUUCUGAAUGAAAGCAAUGUUGAAUUUCAAUUGUUAAAGGGUUUCCUUAAAAUAUUAAAUAUAUCCAUUACAUGCAUAACCAACCGUCAAAGCCUAAUAUAUAUUCUUAGUAAAAUACAAGGUUCUAUUUUCAUAAAACAGGUGCUCCCUCUCCACAUUUUGGAUGUUAUGAGUAACGGCUCUCAGCAAGAUAAAGGAUUUUCAUUUAUUGAUAAUAUUAUUGUCUUACUCAAAGAGUUAGUAAGCAAUUUUCCAUCUAGUUCUUUUGCAGAAGUAAUGAUUGUGGAAACCUUGUUAAAAAAGGGUAUGGAUGAUAUGCUACAAAGUGGUAAGAAUUUUCCAGAAGAAAUUCAGAAAAAACUUACUGAGCUACAAUCAUUUCUCCAGUACCUACAACAGAAAAAGCAAGAAGGAACACUGAAAUCCGAUAACUAUGUUUAUAUGGUGGGAAGUAGGGGGGACAUACAAGAUAAUGAUUUUAGGAGUAUGUCAAUUUAUCCAACAGACAAGGACAUUUAUUUGGAUCAAAAUCCCUUAAUGCGCCCAAACAUUGUAAAUGGAUCAUAUCCUGAUGCUAAAUCUUACCUUGACACCCAUUUUCGUCUACUAAGAGAAGACUUUAUACGUCCUCUUAGAGGUGGAAUUUCUCAACUUAUAAGUAUCAAACAAAAGGACUUGGCUAAAGCAAAAUUUGAUGAUAUUCGACUCUAUUUUGAUACCAAGAUUUCAUCUCCUUUAUGUACUAAAGCUGGAAUAGUUCACCAGGUUGAAUUUAGCAUAGCCAAUCUGAAACAAGUCCUCUGGGAGAGUUCACGCCGUCUACUGUAUGGAUCUCUUGUUUGCCUCUCCAAUGACAACUUUAAAAACAUGUUUUAUGCUACGGUAGCUGAUAGGAAUGUUAAAGAUCUUAAAAUGGGAAUUAUUACCUUAAUGUUUACUGAAGAAAGUCGUCAGAAGCUCGCACAGUAUUCCAUAGAGGAUCGUUUUUUAAUGGUAGAAACAACAGCUUAUUUUGAAGCAUACCGCCAUGUUUUAGAGGGACUGAAAGAAAUGGUAGACAGUGAGAUUCCUUUUCAAAACUACAUAGUUAACUGUGAUACGGAAAUGUAUGCACCAUCAUAUGUGUCAGAAAACAGAACUGAUUAUAGACUGCCAAAUGCUAUCAAAGGAAGCCACUCUAACACUGAUGAGACUGUGAACUUCCUGAAAUAUUAUUUGCACAACAAACUUAGAGAAACUACUAGAAAUGAGAGUAAAUUUGAUGUGCUUGAUUUUACAACUUGGCCAACUAAAGAGGAACUAGAUCUGGAUAGAUCCCAGUUUAAAGCAUAUCAAGUAGCUUUAACAAGUGAACUUUCCAUUAUACAAGGUCCACCAGGCACAGGUAAAACAUAUGUUGGACUGAAAAUUGUGCAUACUCUUCUGGCUAACUCAAAAUUGUGGAAGGAAAAUAAAAAUCCUAUAUUGAUUGUUUGCUACACAAACCAUGCUUUGGACCAGUUCCUAGAAGGAAUUUAUAAGUAUAAUAAAUGUGAAAUAGUAAGAGUGGGAUCAAGAAGCAAUAGUGAACUGAUGCAGAGAUUUGCACUAUCAAUAAUUCGUAAAGAGAAAGGCCUUGGAAGUCUGCCGGGGUACCUGAGAGCUAUGCAUGCUGAGCUUAAAGACGAAAGAAUUAUCUUAGAACGAGAGUUGUCAAAAAAGGCAGGUUACCUAAAAAAUACAAUGAAAGGAAUUCUUCAUUUAAAUCUGCUGGCAAAACACAUGGCGCCUCAUCAUCUGGAAAGUCUGAAGUCCAAACAGAUAUCCGAAAAGAUCUUGGAAGAAUGGUUAGGUAUUUCAGCAGUCUAUCAAAAUACACCCCAGACAAGACAAGAUUUUGCAUUUUGGGGAAAUGAAAAUACAACAGAAGAAAAUGUAGACGAUUUUCACGAAGACUCAGAUGAAAAAGUUAUCGAUGAAUAUGACCUAAUAGAAGUUGAAGACGAAGUUGAGUUAUCUCAAUUGGAACGUAUGAUUGAUGAAUUAAGCAUACAAGAUGAAAUCCAGAGAGCACGGGAGCGAGCAGCUAGAGCUAAAAGAGAGAUUCUUUCAUUUGUACCUGAACAAUUAGACAAUGAUGAAGAGAACAAUAUGAUAUAUGAGGAUACGUUUCAAGUACCGAAAGAUGUAAAAAGAAAGUGGAAGAAAAAAAUUCAGCAUCAGUUAGAGAAGCUAACUUAUAUGGAUGAAUUGGACUGCAAUCGGCUUCUUGAUCUUUGGAUACUUCCACUUGCAGAACGUUGGCAGAUAUACAGAUUUUGGAGGUCAAGAUACCUCCAGUCUAUUCGACAGGAAAUCUUUUCACUUGAGAACCAAUACCAGAUAGUAAUGAACCGAAAAGCUGAGCUUAGAGAUCAGGAGGAUCUUUUAAUAUUGCAAGAAGCAGAUAUCAUUGGCAUGACCACAACAGGGGCUGCUAAGUUCAGAAGAAUACUCCAAAACAUUCAACCUAAAAUUGUAGUUGUUGAGGAAGCUGCAGAAGUAUUAGAAGCUCACAUCAUCACAGCAUUAAGUCCAGGAUGCAAGCAACUUGUACUAAUUGGAGACCAUCAGCAGUUGCGCCCAAGCACAGCCGUGUAUGAGCUGGCCAGGAACUUCAACUUAGAGGUGUCUAUGUUUGAAAGGCUGAUUUGCAUGAACGUUCCAUAUGUUCGCCUUGACUUUCAACAUCGCAUGAGGCCUGAAAUUGCUCGUUUGAUAACACCACAUAUAUAUGAUCGACUGGAAAACCAUGAGUCUGUUCUCAAUUUUCCCAAUAUUAAGGGCGUUUGUGCCAACCUGUAUUUUGUGGACCAUGAUCACCUAGAAGAGCACAUUAAAGAAGGCAAAAGUCACCGGAAUGUGCAUGAAGCUGCUUUUGUCAAAUCCCUCUGUCUCUAUUUUAUACAUCAGGGCUUUAGUCCCUCUGAGAUCACCAUCCUUACAACCUACUCUGGACAGCUCCGCUGCUUACAAGAGAUUAUGCCCAAGUCUACAUUUAAUGGUGUUCGAGUAUGCGUGGUAGAUAAAUAUCAAGGGGAAGAAAAUGAAAUUAUAAUCCUUUCAUUGGUAAGAAGCAAUUUAGAGGGAAAUGUUGGCUUCCUAAAGAUACCAAAUCGAGUUUGUGUUGCUUUGUCCAGGGCCAAGAAAGGACUAUUUUGCAUAGGAAACAUGCAACUACUCUCCAAGGUUCCCCUUUGGAGUAAAAUUAAUGAGAUGCUAAAAGCAAAUGGACAAAUAGGAAAAGAGUUGAAACUGCAAUGCCAAAAUCAUCCCAACAAUGUAUGCUAUGUAUCAAAAUCAGAAGACUUUGAGAAUGUCCCAGAAGGUGGUUGUAAAAUUCCUUGUGAGUUCCGACUGCUUUGUGGACAUGCUUGUACACUUCAUUGCCACCCUUAUGACCCAAAACAUGAAGAAUUCAAGUGUAUGAAGCCUUGUGCUAAAAAAUGUGAAAAUGGCCACAAGUGCAGAAAAGUAUGCAGCAUGUUUUGUGGGGGAUGUGAAGAGCUAGUGCAAAAGCAGAUUCCUAAUUGUGGACACAUGCAAGAUGUCCCUUGUCACAUGCCUCCAUCUAGAUUCCACUGCACAGUACCUUGUACUAAAAGUAUAGAAUGUGGUCACCAAUGUGUCCGAACCUGUUGGCAGGAAUGCACUCGCAACUGCCCGCAAAAGAUAACAGUCAAUCUGGAAUGUGGUCACACAAUUACAACUCUUUGUUAUAUAAAGUCUGAAGCAGAAACUGAAGGAACUAAAUUGGCAUGUACGCAUAAAUGUGAAGAAUUACUAAGUUGUGGUCACCAGUGCCCAGGGACUUGUGACAUUUGUCUGAAACGAGCAUCUCACAUGGACUGUACAAAGCAGUGUGGCAUUGUGCUCUUUUGCGGUCACAGCUGUGAACAGAAGUGCUCAACAGAUUGCUUUUGCUUGCGUACCUGUGAAAGAAAAUGUUUUCAUGGAAAAUGCUCUUCUAAAUGCAGUGAGCCAUGCUCCUCUUGUAAUAAAUCAUGUGGAUGGAAGUGCAAGCAUGAGAAGUGCACAAAGCUUUGCUAUGAGCCUUGUGAUAGGGACGCUUGUGAUGAACCUUGUUGGAAAAAACUUAAAUGUGGUCACCCAUGCAUUGGGCUAUGUGGGGAACCUUGUCCAAAAAAGUGCAGAAAAUGUAAUGCUGAUGAAGUGAGUGAAAUAGUUUUUGGCAAAGAAGCUGACCCACUAGCCCGUUUUGUCCAGCUGAUGGAUUGUUCUCACUUUUUUGAAGUAACAGAAUUCACCAAAUGGAUGAAUCAGGAGGAACCAGAUCAAAUGAUCAAGUUUAAAACUUGCCCGACAUGCUCAACACCUGUUAGGCAAAGUUUGAGGUUUGGUACUAUAAUCAAGAACACUUUUGCUGAUCUUGAAACCAUCAAAGAGAGAAUCAUUUACAAAUGGAUGAAUUAUUUGGAAGUAAUCCUCAGUGAAAAUGAAGAAAUAUUAAGGCACUUUCCAGCAGUUACUCAGUUAAUGCAAGAAGCAGAAGGAAGUCCAAUUACUUUGCGUACAUUGAUGCUAGCAGGUGAAAAAAUACAAUUCUGUCUGAAGCUUGGUGCAAUCAAAGAAAAGUUGCAAGAAGCUCUGGAACCGACCCCUUUUAUAGAUAAACAAAUUAAUUUUCUUUAUAACAAGGUUAAAAAUGCUAAAAGUAAGCAUGACCUUUUGGAACAACACUAUCAUUUAUUAUCCAUAUUAGCUGUUGAUGUUGAGAUUUUAAUCCUUGAAAAAAACGUUACCAUGUUUUCUCUUGAGAAAAUCAAAAAUCUUGUCAAGCAAAGCAGGGCUAUCCAAAAUAACAAUGCAGCUUUUGAUGCUCUAAGGGCUGAAUUGAGAAAUAUGCCAAUAGAAAUGAAACUUAUUAGCUUGGUAGACAACAACAAAUGCAUUCUCAACAAUGAAAUUCUGAGACAAGACUACUGGUACAAAUGUUCUGCUGGACACAUCUACUGUUGGUUAAAAGAUAAAGACCAUAUGCCUGCUUGUCCACAGUGCAGCUGUGAUGAUGUUCAAAAUGAUGAAGAUGAUGAUGAAAACUAAGAUCAGUUCCUACAAUGAUAGAUUUUAGCACAUCAUUUAUCUCCGGUUCGACCUUAAAAAGAUAGAUAAUCCCUUUAUUACCCAAUCCCCUGUUUUGCAUAACUAACAUGGUUAUAUUAUUAUACUUUUUACCUCUGUGAUUACCUUGUAUCAAAGCCUUUGCAGAAUGCCCCCUUAUUUCAGUUGUAUUGUCAGACUUGCAUUUAGCCAAUCAGUGCCCUCUCACUUGUAAAUUCCGGGCGUGGUCACAAUGUUAUCUAUAUCAAACACAUGAAAUUGCGCACUCUAGCUGUGAAAAACUGCCAAAUGCAAAUUUGAUAACAAAAAAAGUGAAUUGGAAAGUUGUUUAAAAUUGCAUUCCCUAUCUAAAUCAUGAAAGUUUAAUUUUGACUAGACUGUCCCUUUAAGAGCUGGCCUAUCUUUGGUUCAGCACCUGGGUAGCGCUUGCUGAUUGGUGACUAAAUGUAGCCACCAAUCAGUAAGUGAUACCCAGGGUUCUGAACCAAAAAUGGUCCGGCUCAUAAAUUUACAUUUCUGCUUUUUCAGAUAAAGAUACCAAAAGAAUGAAAAAAAAAUGAUAAUAGGUGUAAAUUAGAAAGUUGCUUAAAGUUGUAUGCUCUUUCUGAAUCAUGAUGGGAUCAGUAUCCCCUUAAAGGUUAUUCACACAGUAGCAUGUAACACUGUAAUCAUAUGUUCUUGUGAAAGGCACAUACACAUAAUGUUACUUAAAGGGACAGUAAAGUCAAAAUUGAAUUGUAAUGGCUCAGAUAGAACAUGCAAUGUUAAACAACUUUGUAAUUUACUUCUGUUAUGAAAUUAGCUUUCUUCUCUUGGUAUCCUUUGUUGAAGACUCAACCAAAGUAUACUGAUAGGAGUUUAGUAGUAUGUACAUGUCUAUAACAGUCUAUGGCAGCAAUGUUUGUAACUAUGUAUAACAUUUCUAUAAAUAAUGUUGUAAACACUGCUGCCAGAUGGCUAUAGACAUGUGCGCACUCCUGAGCUCAGCCAGCAUUACUUGUUAACAAAGGAUACCAAAUAACUAAGCAAAAUUUAUUGAAUAGAAAUACAUUGGAAAGUUCUUUAAAAUAUCGUGCUCUAUCCAAUCCAUUUAAGAUUAAUUUUGACUUUACUUUCCCUUUAACCAAUUACAAACUUUAUCACCCAGUUCUUACUUACUUUGUAACAUUUAUUUCUAACAUAACUUAUGCAGUUUGGUGACAAUAGGGCUGAAAUAUGCUUUUGUAAAUAUAAUAAAUAUUUGUUUGGUGUGUGUAGACUCCAAUGUCUAUCCUAGUAUAAUUACACUUUUGUUAUGUGCACAUAAAAAAGUAGUAGUUUUUACUGUUCUUAUUGAAGGAUAUUUCACCUAACUUUCCUCUUGCAGCCCUCUUUUCACAAAACCCUAUUUGUAAGUUUUAAUUUGCAAUCUAUAACAUAUUCUGACUUUUCUUGUAGUUGUAUUCCUAUUAAACAUAUGGUUAAUAUUUGUAGGCUUAUUCUUAUAACCCAAAA